AUGUCAACAUUUAUAUUAAGUAAAACCCAAAGAAGCAAACCUUUAUUACUCUGUAAUGGCCUUAAUUAUACUAUCGACAAAACAACUGAUGAUAAAAUUUAUUGGAAAUACGAGUUUGCUCGAACGCUUAAAUGUAAAGGUCGAGUUCAUACUAAUUCUCUUAAUACCAUUAUAUCACAUGAAACUAAUAACCAUAAUCAUCUUGGAAAUGCUGUUUCAAGUGAAAUUCGAAUAUUUGAAGAAAAAAUUCGUGAUCGUACUAUUAACUAUAAUGAAUCUACACAAACUAUCAUUGAUAAUUGUUUAACGAAUUUAUCGGAUAGUACUGUAUAUUUAGAUUUCAAAGGAAGGGUUAAAAGAAAUCGAACGUUUAUAGAGAAUCGAAAAGAAAAUCGUAUUAAACUUGAUGACUAUUUUGAUGAAACAAACCAUAUUCAUGAUCCAAACGCUAGCUAUAUAUCCAAUACGGAUACUACAGAAAAAACAAAUGUCAAAUUACAAUAUAGAAGAAGAUAUGCUUGUAAACGAAUUAAAUUUACUAACAAUAUUAACUUUAUAGAUAAUUAUGAUCGUGCUGACGAUGUUAUUAUACCUGAAGAUGUUAUAGUUUGUGAGAAACAAGAACUUUUGUUUUGUGGUCGUCAUGCUCUUAGAGCACUUGUGCAAAAUGUAGAAAUAUUUGAUGAUACAAAUUUAAUUAGUUUAGCAAAAGAACUUGCAACACAAGAAAUAGUACUCCAUCAAGAUAUAAGUAUAUACCAAGAAUUUUAUUUCAAUCAUGUCACUGGUUAUUAUCACAUUGAAAUUACUUAA
Molecule: messenger RNA, 813 nt
Organism: Rotaria sp. Silwood1
Lineage: Eukaryota; Metazoa; Rotifera; Eurotatoria; Philodinida; Philodinidae
Source: the annotation of a GenBank genome assembly